Messenger RNA from Equus quagga, 3918 nucleotides. Its product is annotated as integrin alpha-11. Gene Ontology annotation, biological process: cell-matrix adhesion; cell adhesion mediated by integrin; integrin-mediated signaling pathway. Gene Ontology annotation, cellular component: integrin complex; external side of plasma membrane. The transcript is spliced from 30 exons. The coding region runs from base 196 to 3762 and encodes 1188 amino acids. The record is from RefSeq and is a predicted model, not a curated record. Lineage: Eukaryota; Metazoa; Chordata; Mammalia; Perissodactyla; Equidae. Gene Ontology annotation, molecular function: integrin binding.
GGAGCCAGAGCGGGUGGCGUCCGGCGCCCCUCCCCGCCGCGCGGCCCUCCCACUUCCUCCGAAGGAGCGCGCUGUCAGGGAGCCGGGCGCCCGCGCGCACUGCAGGCUCGAGGCGCCGCGCCGAGGAGGCUGCCGCUCUGGCUCGCCGCCCCCGACGCCGCUCCGCACCGGGCACCCGCCGCCGCGCCGCGCGCCAUGGACCUGCCCAGGGGCCUCUUGGUGGCCUGGACGCUCAGCCUGUGGCCAGGGUUCACGGACACCUUCAACAUGGACACCAGGAAGCCUCGAAUCAUCCCUGGCUCCAGGACGGCCUUCUUCGGCUACACGGUGCAGCAGCACGACAUCAGCGGCAAGAAGUGGCUGGUCGUGGGCGCUCCAUUGGAAACCAACGGCCACCAGAAGACAGGGGACGUAUACAAGUGUCCGGUGACCCAGGGCAACUGCACCAAGCUCAACCUGGGAAGGGUUACCCUGUCCAACGUGUCUGAGCGGAAGGACAACAUGCGCCUCGGCCUGAGCCUGGCCACCAACCCCAAGGACAACAGCUUCUUGGCCUGCAGCCCCCUCUGGUCUCACGAGUGUGGGAGCUCCUACUACACCACAGGGAUGUGUUCACGAGUCAACUCCAACUUCAGGUUCUCUAAGACAGUGGCCCCAGCUCUCCAAAGGUGCCAGACCUACAUGGACAUCGUCAUUGUUCUGGAUGGUUCCAACAGCAUCUACCCCUGGGUAGAGGUUCAGCACUUCCUCAUCAACAUCCUGAAAAAGUUUUACAUCGGCCCUGGGCAGAUCCAGGUUGGAGUUGUUCAGUACGGAGAAGACGUGGUACAUGAAUUUCACCUCAAUGACUACAGGUCCGUAAAAGAUGUAGUGGAAGCGGCCAGCCACAUUGAGCAGAGAGGAGGAACAGAGACCCGCACAGCAUUCGGCAUCGAAUUUGCUCGCUCAGAGGCUUUCCAGAAGGGCGGAAGGAAAGGGGCCAAGAAGGUAAUGAUUGUCAUCACAGAUGGGGAGUCCCACGACAGCCCGGACCUGGAGAAGGUGAUCCAGCAAAGCGAGAGGGACAACGUGACCAGAUAUGCUGUGGCCGUCCUGGGCUACUACAACCGCAGGGGGAUCAAUCCAGAAACUUUCCUAAAUGAAAUCAAAUACAUCGCCAGUGACCCAGAUGACAAGCACUUCUUCAACGUCACCGACGAGGCGGCCCUGAAGGACAUUGUCGAUGCCCUGGGGGACCGGAUCUUCAGCUUGGAAGGCACCAACAAGAACGAAACCUCCUUCGGGCUGGAGAUGUCGCAGACCGGCUUUUCCUCGCACGUGGUGGAGGACGGGAUUCUGCUGGGAGCCGUUGGCGCCUAUGACUGGAACGGAGCUGUGCUAAAGGAGACCAGUAGCGGGAAGGUCAUUCCUCUGCGCGAGUCGUACCUGAAGGAGUUCCCCGAGGAGCUCAAGAACCACGGAGCGUAUCUGGGGUACACAGUCACGUCGGUCGUGUCCUCCAGGCAGGGGCGGGUGUACGUGGCCGGAGCCCCACGGUUCAACCACACGGGCAAAGCCAUCUUGUUCACCAUGCACAACAAUCGGAGUCUCACCAUCCACCAGGCCCUGCGGGGUGAGCAGAUAGGCUCUUACUACGGGAGCGAGAUCACCUCCGUGGAUAUCGAUGGCAACGGCAUGACAGACGUCCUGCUGGUCGGCGCGCCCAUGUACUUCAGCGAGGGCCGAGAGCGGGGCAGGGUGUACGUCUACAACCUGAGACAGAACCGGUUUGUUUAUAACGGAACGUUGAAGGAUUCCCAGAGUUACCAGAAUGCCCGAUUCGGGUCCUCCAUCGCCUCGGUUCAGGACCUCAAUCAGGAUUCCUACAAUGACGUGGUGGUGGGAGCCCCUCUGGAGGACAACCACAGGGGAGCCAUCUACAUCUUCCACGGCUUCCGAGGUAGCAUCCUAAAGACGCCGAAGCAGAGAAUCACUGCCUCAGAGCUGGCUCCGGGCCUCCAGUAUUUUGGCUGCAGCGUCCAUGGGCAAUUGGACCUCAACGAGGACGGGCUUGUCGACCUGGCGGUGGGCGCCCUUGGCAAUGCUGUGAUUUUGUGGUCCCGCCCCGUGGUUCAGAUCAAUGCCAGCCUCCACUUUGAGCCAUCCAAGAUCAACAUCUUCCACAGGGAUUGCAAACGCAACGGCAGAGACGCCACCUGCCUGGCCGCCUUCCUCUGCUUCACACCUGUCUUCCUGGCGCCCAAUUUCCAAACGGCAACAGUUGGCAUCAGGUACAAUGCCACCAUGGACGAGAGGCGGUACACGCCGCGGGCCCACCUGGAUGAGGGCGGGGACCGAUACACCAACAGGGCUGUCCUGCUCCUCUCCGGCCAGGAACACUGUGAUCGGAUCAACUUCCAUGUGCUGGACACCGCUGACUACGUGAAGCCAGUGACCUUCUCAGUCGAGUAUUCCCUGGAGGACCCCGACCACGGCCCCAUGCUGGACGACGGCUGGCCCACUACCCUCAGAGUCUCGGUGCCCUUCUGGAAUGGCUGCAAUGAGGACGAGCACUGUGUCCCCGACCUCCUGCUGGAUGCCCGCAGUGACCUGCCCACAGCCAUGGAGUACUGUCAGAGGGUGUUGAGGAAGCCCGCCCAGGACUGCUCCGCAUACACACUGUCCUUCGACACCACGGUUUUCAUCAUAGAGAACACGCGCCGACGGGUGGCGGUGGAGGCCACGCUGGAGAACAAGGGCGAGAACGCCUAUAGCACAGUCCUAAAUAUUUCACAGUCAGCAAACCUGCAGUUUGCCAGCUUGAUCCAGAAGGACGACUCGGACGGCAGCAUCGAGUGCGUGAAUGAGGAGAGGAGACUCCACAAGAAAGUCUGCAAUGUCAGCUACCCCUUCUUCCGGGCCAAGGCCAAGGUGGCCUUCCGUCUAGAUUUCGAGUUCAGCAAAUCCAUCUUCCUGCACCACCUGGAGAUCCAGCUCACAGCCGGCAGUGACAGUGACGAGGAGGAGAGCACCAAGGAGGACAACACGGCACUCCUGCGCUUCCACCUCAAGUACGAGGCUGACAUCCUCUUCACCAGGAGCAGCAGCCUGAGCCACUACGAGGUCAAGCCCAAUAGCUCGCUGGAGAGAUAUGAUGGCAUUGGGCCUCCCUUCUCCUGUGUUUUCAAGAUCCAGAACUUGGGCUUGUUCCCCAUCCACGGGGUGAUGAUGAAGAUUACCGUUCCCAUCGCCACCAGGGGCGGCAACCGCCUGCUGAUGCUGGGGGACUUCCUCACUGACCAGGUGAACACGUCCUGUAACAUCCAGGGGAACAGCACAGAGUACCGGCGAGCCCCGACAGACGAAGACUUGAGUCGUGCCCCACAGCUGAAUCACAGCAACUCUGACGUAGUCUCCAUCAACUGCGACGUGAGGCUGGCCCCCAACCAGGAAAUCAAUUUCCGUCUGCUGGGGAACCUGUGGUUGAGGUCCCUAAAGGCACUCAAGUACAGGUUGAUGAGGAUUGCAGUCAAUGCCGGCUUGCAGAGGCAGUUCCACAGUCCUUUCAUCUUCCGCGAGGAGGACCCCAGUCGCCAGAUCACGUUUGAGAUCUCCAAGCAAGAAGACUCGCAGAUCCCCAUCUGGAUCAUUGUCGGCAGCACACUGGGGGGCCUCCUGCUGCUGGCCCUGCUGGUCCUGGCGCUAUGGAAGCUCGGCUUUUUUAAAAGUGCCAAGCGUAGGAGGGAGCCCAGCCUGGACUCCACCCCCAAAGUGCUGGAGUGAGGCUCCUGAGGAGGCUGCGAGUCGAUGGGGGCCAAGACACCCAUCCAGGUGGUGUACAGGCCCAGGCCGGUGGCCCCACCGAGCUGGGGCGGAGAGGACGCCAGCUCGCUUUGCACUUGACCUCAUCUCCUGAGAGAGGAACCUGCUCCCUCUGGA